Conger conger (European conger) is the source of this 3267-nucleotide messenger RNA. RefSeq names its product PWWP domain-containing protein 2A-like. The record is from RefSeq and is a predicted model, not a curated record. Lineage: Eukaryota; Metazoa; Chordata; Actinopteri; Anguilliformes; Congridae. The transcript is spliced from 2 exons. Gene Ontology annotation, molecular function: histone binding; chromatin binding. Bases 1 to 3048 code for a protein of 1015 amino acids. Gene Ontology annotation, cellular component: nucleus.
AUGGCGGCCGUGGCUGCGGAGCCAGGAGCCUCUGCGACAUUAACCACAGCAGCGGGGGACGGAGCAGAGCUGGAGCCGGAGAUAGAGCAGCCAGUCACGGCGGAGGCUAAACUCGAGGCCGAGGCUACAAAGGAGUUCCCUCCAGUGAUGGACCUUGUGCACCUACCCAAGAAUGGAGAUGCAGCUCAGGGAUGCGAUCUUGUGCACGCAGAAUCGCGGCGCACACCCGACCCAGAUACAGUGGGUAAUGCGUUAUUUAAUUUCGGCGAAAGCGAACACAUCCUAGCGGCUAACCGCGGAGGAAGUGAGCCGACCGACCACGAGUCGGGGACGAGGGGUCCGAGAGACCGCGGGUACGCGGCGGACAACACGAACACAGGAAUGCCUCCAACCGUGGAUGCUGCAAAUGAGGUCCACUCUUGCGACCCCGCUGCCUACCUUAGCCCCGUUUUUUAUUCUGAUUCAGUGGCAGGAGAGUCCCAGAAUUGGGAAUCUGAUUCUAAUAUGUUGAUGGAGACUGAACUCGCAGCGCCAAUGCCCGCCUUUGCAGGACUGGUGGUACCUGCAACAGACUAUACCCUUUCCUCGGAACCAGAUUUGGUUCAACAGGCGAGGUUCGAGUGUGAAAUCCCCGAGGUAAUAAAACCAUCAUCUGAAACUGGACCAGCACUUGAAUCGGGACUCGCAAGUGAUGCUGCUACUCUUUGCAGAACUUCCGAGCUUGAGUCCGCGGAUGACGGGGAUGUGGUUCCGAAAUGUCCCGGGACAAUUCAGCACAGUGCGGUUUUAACCGGUGUGGAAAAUGAUAAUCUAGUACGAAUCAAGGAGGACGAAGUGAUAAGUGCUGACUUUACAGAACUUCCCGUGACAGCGGAUCGCGUUCCAACCGUUUCGGAACCAGAGGGUUUGCUUGCACAACAUGGGAUGCACGGCAACCCCGGCGAAACCGAAUCCGAGCUGAAACCCACUGUGACCGCGCAGCUCAUCCCCGGUUCGGAGGUUCGAGUCGCACUGGAUCACAUAAUCGAUGAUGCGCUAGUGGUUUCGUUUCGGCUUGGCGAGAAGAUAUUUUCCGGGGUUCUUAUGGACCUCUCUAAAAGGUUUGGACCCUAUGGGAUUCCCGUCACCGUCUACCCCAAGAGGGAAUACCGGGACAAACCCGAAUCUAUGCAGCUGAAGACGGAGUCUCUCCCGACCGAGACCGAGAACGAGGGCCCGCGGGACGUUCCCGACGCCCCCGCCGCCGAGCCCCGCCAACCCCCUGCGGCCUCCGGCCUGGCCCUCCACCAGCGGACCUCAAAGCCGCCCCCGCUCUUCCAGGAGGGGGCGCCGUACCCCCCGCCGUUGUUCAUCAGGGACACGUACAGCCAGUCGAUACCUCAGCCGCUGCCCCGCCGGGUGAAGCGGCCUCGCCGGCGGCUGUGCCGCGAGGAGCCCACGUCCAUCAUGAGCGCCAUCCGGCUGCGGCCGCGGCAGGUGCUCUGCGACAAGUGCAAGGGCGCCGUCGCCACGGCGGCGGAGAGGCGCGAGGUGCGCCGGGGGCCCGCGCCCGAUUGCCGCGGCGACGAGGCCAAGCGGAGGCGCGGCGAGGGGGCGGCGGCCGUCGCCAAGCGACCGCGCGCCGAGGAGAGGGCCCGAGCCGCGCCCCUGGUCAGGGUCGUGCCGCUGGGCCAGGCCAAGGGCAACGGUGGGGUCGCCACCGCCGCCGCCGCCGCCUCCUCGCCGGCCAACAGCGGCUCCCGAGUCCAGCCGCACACCAAGAAGGUGCUGCAGAGUAAAAACGUGGACCACUCCAGAACCGGCGAGCCCCCGCAGAGGAGGCGGCGGGACCGGGACCGGGCCGGGGGGAAGGCCAAAGGCGGCGGCCGGCCUCCCGCGACCAGGGCCUCCUGCCCGAGGGACGCCCACCAGAAGGUCCACUACACCCGCCGGCGACACCAGAUAAGCGGGGGCGGGAGGGUCCACACCAACCCCCUCCCCCCGAGGAUCCGCAUCAAGCCCCAGAGGUACCGCAACGAGGAGAACGACGACUCCACCUGCAAGCCCUCACCGCCGGCCUUCGACAAGGGGCCCGGAAGUGGCGGCAGGAGUCUGCCCAAGCUGACCCCGCCCCGCUGUCCUUCCACGCGCUCCUCCUCUUCCUCCUCUUCUUCCUCCUCCUCCUCCUCCUCAGGCGAGGUCGGCGCUGCCGCUGAGUACCAGGGCUGCCCCCGAGAGCUGGGACCUCAAAACGAGCUCAGGCCCCGAAGCCAGCCCCACUCUGAGCCUCAUCCUACGAUGGAGGCCACCCCUCGACCCCUGUCUGAUAAAGAGCAAAGGGGGGCGGGGGAACAGCCUGAGGUGCCUGGUGGCCAAGAAGAGACGCAGGAAAAACGUGGUGCCAAAGCUGGCAACAUCACAGUUUACAUGUCCUCCCUGAACCCCAGUAAGCUGGACUCCUCCAACAUCUCAGUGUGUAGUGUCGAUAGCACAGACGACCUUAAGUCCUCAAACUCGGAGUGUAGCUCCACGGAGACCUUUGAGUUUCCCCCACCUGGGGCGUUGCACUCACCCCCUGCCCCCAGCACGUCCUCGGUAGUCUCUGCCUCCUCUACCUCUUGUUCUGCCUCCUCCUCUUCCUCAUCCUCCUCUUUGUCCUCCUCUUCCUCUGCUCCCGUGGAGGAGAAAAAGCCUAGCAAAUCUGUGAAAGUCUUUUCCAAAAACGUCUCCAAGUGCAUGACCACGGACGGCAGGACUAUAUGCGUGGGGGACAUCGUCUGGGCCAAGAUCUACGGCUUCCCCUGGUGGCCGGCCCGCAUCCUGCUCAUCACCGUGAGCCGAAAGGACAACGGGCUCCUGGUGCGGCAGGAGGCGCGGAUCUCCUGGUUCGGCUCGCCCACCACCUCCUUCCUGGCCCUCACGCAGGUCACCCCCUUCCUGGAGAGCUUUCAGCUACGCUUCGACAAGAAGAGGAAGGGCCUGUACCGCAAGGCCAUCACCGAGGCAGCCCGGGCAGCCAAGCAGCUCACCCCCGAGGUGCGCGCCCUGCUCACGCAGUUUGAGACGUGAGAGUGGUCUCCGGCACGGACCCGAUGGGCAGGAUAACGGUGUGUGGCCCCCCGCCUUCAACCGAUCCAACCCAACCCUACAACCCAACCCAACCAAGGAACCCAACCGACUUAUCCAACCAGUACCACCUCAGAAUCCCAAAGGAAUGAAAGAGCACCGCAGCUGAACUGAACCCUAGACUGCUUGUCCCUCCUUUCAGUAGACAUGGAGGAAGUGAAG